GUUGUCCGGGGAGACGCAGCGCGGCCGGCGCCGGGAGGGCCGCGGCGCGGCGGGGAUGUGGCGGCUGGCGCUGGCGCUGGCCUGGCUCGGCGGCGCCGUCCCUGCAGGUGAGGCCGGAGGCGGCUCCGCGCCGGGGGGCGGCGGGCCGGCGCAGUACCGGACGGCGGAGAUGGCUGAUGCGAUGCUGGGCAGCGGGCCUCCCACUGAGCAGCCCGUGCUGCUCUCGGUGGUGCCGGCGGAGGCGAGCGAUGGAGCCGCGGCCGCCUCGGCUACGGGCGCUUGCGACGCUGCGGCCGGAGGCGGCGAGUGCGGCGGCCCCGCGGCCCCCUCGGCUCCGCCGGACGCCCACGGCCGAGAGCUGGUCGCCGGCUCCCCGGUUGUGCUGGAGACUGUGCUGCCCGCGCCGGCUGAGGAGGCUAACGGCACCGAGGGCGUGAAAACACCCAAAGUGAACUGCGAGGAGAGAAAUGUUACCGGGGUCGAAAACUUCACGCUACAAAUCCUGAACGUUUCUCAAGAUCUGAUGGAGUUCUUAAACCCAAACAGCAGUGACUGUACAUUAGUCUUGUUCUACACACCAUGGUGCCGCUUCUCUGCCAGCCUGGCACCUCAUUUUAAUUCUUUACCUCGAGCGUUUCCAACUCUUCGCUUCCUAGCCUUGGAUGCAUCUCAGCAUAGCAGUUUAUCAACUAGAUUUGGAACUGUGGCUGUACCCAAUAUCCUCCUUUUCCAAGGUGCUAAACCUAUGGCUAGAUUUAAUCAUACAGACAGAACAUUGGAAACACUGAAAGACUUCAUUUUUAAUCAAACAGGAAUAGAAGCUAAAAAUGAUGUGGCCGUGACUGAGGAAGACUGGGAUGGCCCUCUGCCUAGCGUUCUGACAAAAGGAAUAGAUUGGCUACUUCUGUUUUCUUUACUCUUUCUGGCUAGCUUUGUUAUGUAUGCAACUCUUCGAACUGAGAGCAUUCGGUGGCUAAUCCCGGGACAAGAGCAUGAACAUCAAGAAUAACUUGAGAUGCUGAACCAAGGACAGGAUUUCUUGAUUAUUGAUAAGCAAGAUAUGUACUUUUAGUCCAUACAAAAUGGACUAAGAAUGAACUGUUGAAUUUGUUGGUUGUAAUUUAUAAUCUUGACUGAAAAUCUGCUUGUUCAUCAACUACUGAAUCUAUAAAAAGCAAACACAUGAUGUAACAUGGUAAGUAAACAAAUAUGAAAAAAAUAUUAACUGAAAAUGUAUUUAUUAAAUUGCUCUGUCUUGCUUAUUUUUAAUGUACCUUAAUGUAAAUAUGUGAUACCAUUCUACUUUCUUCUUAAGAAGUCCCUGUGCUUUGCUGAUCAGUUAAGAUUUCUACAGCAUAUUUGCUUGUAUAUGUGGCAUUGCUUGGUAAAAAAGUAGAGUAGAAUUGCUUCCAUUCGGGUGGAAUCUAGGAUUCUUUUACAAAACCCAUAGUUUCUGUGUGAAUGAUGCAAUAUAUACUAUGAAAUUAGGGUGUGUUGACCCACGCAGAUCAUACCCAUAUUCUGACUUAAGCAUUUCUAAAAUAAUAAAGUGUUGAAGGGCUAUGUUCGUGAAAGGUGAUGUUAUUAGAUUGAUUGUCAGGGAAAUGAACUAUAGUAGAAAAAUGCUUUAAAAUUAGUGUAUAUCAAACAAAUGAUUCCAUUGUCUAAAGAGAUUUUAAUUAUAACAGCAUUUAUUUGCUUUGCGCUUUUGGAUACAGUAAUACCAGCAAUAAUAAAAAUUUAAUAACUUCUACAAUUCUAUACAGGGUAACUAUUUCCCACCUUUGGUAUUGAGAUUAGAUGCUGUUCAUCUUGUUCACUGUGGCUUGUGAGUUUUGAGUAACAGCCUGACUUGCGAUGGCAGUUCUUCAUAAGAUUUAGAAUACUUUCUAAAGCUCAUUGUAUUGUGUGUGAGGUGUGUGUGUGGGGGGGAGGGAGGGAUAUAAUUUAUUUAACACUUCCCUAUGGAAUUAAAAUGCAUUUCUUUUGUGUGAUCUUAAGUCACUUUCUUACAGGACUAUAAAUGCAACUCUUGAAGUAUGGAUCACUUAUCUAAAUUAGUGAGACUGUUUUGAGAUUUGAUUAAAAUUUCUGCUAACAUGUUUGCUUAAUUGGAAAGUCUGCACCUGAUGCUACGUAAAGAAUUGAUGAGGUGUUUUAAUUGUAACUACUAUGCAAGAUCUUGAAUAAGGUAGAGUCUGCUGUGUUGCAUUUUCUUUGAUUAUUUGAUGGUGUAACAGUUAUUUGUGACACAGGUGUGCCCUAAAACCCUGGUAUGAAGCUUUAGAGUGGAAAUUAAACAAAGAAGAAACAAA
This is a messenger RNA of Rhea pennata, 2315 nucleotides long. RefSeq names its product thioredoxin domain containing 15 (gene TXNDC15). The record is from RefSeq and is a predicted model, not a curated record. The coding region runs from base 56 to 1009 and encodes 317 amino acids. The transcript is spliced from 5 exons. Gene Ontology annotation, biological process: cilium assembly. Lineage: Eukaryota; Metazoa; Chordata; Aves; Rheiformes; Rheidae. Gene Ontology annotation, cellular component: cilium.